Molecule: messenger RNA, 1596 nt
Organism: Ramularia collo-cygni
Lineage: Eukaryota; Fungi; Ascomycota; Dothideomycetes; Mycosphaerellales; Mycosphaerellaceae
Product: related to FAD/FMN-containing isoamyl alcohol oxidase MreA
Exons: 4
Coding region: 1-1596 (531 amino acids)
Molecular function (GO): FAD binding; oxidoreductase activity
Source: RefSeq, a predicted model, not a curated record
AUGGAGUGGAACCACUUCAAUACCACUGUGAAUGGCAACCUAAUCGCUACAGUGCCUCUUGCGUCACCUUGCCACGAAUCUUCAUUCGGAAUCGCCUACAAUGCUUAUGAGUGCUCGAAACUGCGUGAAGGGUGGAAAUUACCUGCGAACCAUUACAAUUCCUCAUCUUCUGUAAUGUCGCCGCUGUUUGCCAAUCAAAGCUGUGACCCUUUCACCACGAGAGAAAGCCAAUGUGUCCUCGGCACAUACAUUCAGUAUGCAGUGGAUGUCCACACCGAGGAGGAUGUAGUAGCCACCCUUGCUUUUGUACUGAAGAACAAAAUCCGCCUCGUGAUUCGCAACACUGGUCAUGACUACAACGGCAAGUCUACUGGCGCGGGAGCUGUGGCGAUCUGGACGCAUCAUCUCAAAGAGAUUACCGUGUUUGACUAUGAAAGUUCUGUCUACACCGGAAAAGUCAUGAAAAUGGGCGCCGGAGUGCAGGGGUUCGAGGCAUACGAAGUUGCGCAUGAGCAAGAUCUUGUCAUUGUGGGAGGCGAGUGUCCAUCAGUGGGACUUGCUGGUGGCUAUACACAAGGCGGUGGUCAUUCUGCUCUCUCUUCCAAAUAUGGACUUGGCGCUGAUCAGGUUCUCGAAUGGGAUGUGAUUGUGGCAGAUGGACAACGACUCAUUGCCUCUAAAGACCAGUAUCCGGAUCUCUUCUGGGCGCUCAGUGGCGGAGGCGGUGGCACUUUCRGCGUUGUGCUCUCGAUGACCGUCAGAGCACAUCCUGAUGGGCCGACAACAGGUGCAAACUUAUCCUUUUCGACUACGGCAAUCUCGCGAGAUAUAUAUUGGGAAGCGAUUGAUACGCACUAUAAGUCGCUACCCAGCAUUGUUGACGAAGGCAUCAUGGCUCUGUCAUUCAUGAACAACGAUACCUUCACGAUCGGCCCGAUGACCGGACCUGGAGUUAGCCCAGAAAGAAUGAACGAAUUGCUCGAGCCACUGACUACCAAGCUGAAAACGAGUGGCAUCUCAUACACAAAGCUCGUGAAGCAAUUCCCGACAUACUACGAUCACCUCAACACCAUGAUCCCGGAGAUUGCGGUGGGCUAUGCACUUUACGGUGGUAGGUUGAUCUCGCGAUCGCUAGUCGUCGAGGAUGUCAAGAUCACCACCAACGCCUUGCGCAAGAUCAUCGAUAAUGGCGGCGCCGUGACUACCGUAGGUCUCGGGGUCUCCGAAUUGGUGGUGGGGAAUGUGUACAAUUCCGUCAAUCCUAUCUGGCGCGACACACUGCUCGACACGGUGGUCACGAUCCCUUACGAUCUCACGGCGCCGCUUUMUGACGCCAGGGCGAGUGCGAACAAAUUAACUGAAGAAUUCAUGCCACUACUUACGGAGAUAAGCCCUGGCAGGGGUACCUAUCUCAAUGAGGCGGAUUUCCAAGAUCCGGAUUGGAAGAGCAAUUACUAUGGCGUCAACUAUGAUCGUUUGCUGGAAAUCAAGAAUCGAUAUGAUCCAGAGCACUUGUUCUAYGCGUUGACGGCUGUUGGCUCGGACUACUGGGAAUUGCAGCCUGACGGUCGGUUGUGCACAGCCGUUGCUGCUUAG